This is a messenger RNA of Neopsephotus bourkii (Bourke's parrot), 2363 nucleotides long. It is a transcript of the gene BNIP2, whose product is annotated as BCL2 interacting protein 2. The coding region runs from base 881 to 1849 and encodes 322 amino acids. The record is from RefSeq and is a predicted model, not a curated record. Gene Ontology annotation, cellular component: cytoplasm. Lineage: Eukaryota; Metazoa; Chordata; Aves; Psittaciformes; Psittacidae. The transcript has 11 exons. Gene Ontology annotation, biological process: apoptotic process.
GAAAGAGACGGCAUGUUUCAGGAGGAAAGUAGUAUGAUUCAAGCAGCAAGGAGCUGCUUCAAACAGUGUAUUAGUCAAAAAGAACAAACAGAACGAGGGAGAGCUGGGAGGACAAUUCUUGGGGGCAGCUUGUUGGAGGUUGUGUGCACAGGCACAUGCUGUCAGCACCUGAGUGGUGCGGGGGCCAAGUGAUUCAAACCAGGACAGUCUGACCCUGAAGAGGAACUAGGCUGCUGCCUCCUACAAAAGUAAUUUCAGUUCUCUUGGUGAGGGAAGCAGCAAAUGCCAGUAAAUAAGCUUACAUUUUUGUCUCUGGUACUGCAGUUUUACAAAACCCAGUCUCUUAGGUUUGUUUGCUUUUAACUAAUAAGCUCGUACAGCGUAGCUGUGAGCAUUGCAGGACACUUUAAAAUUAGUCUGUGGCUGUAAUCAGGUCAUGAGAAGAGAAACGGAGAUUUGUUGUGAAAGGUGAUCCUACAGAAUAGUAAGUGUAUCUUGCUUCUUUUUGGGCAUGUAAAAAAAUGAAUGUCUUAAUCAGCAGUAUGAUUGCAUUCAGACUUGUUUUCUCUGUUCAUUGUUUCUCUGCUUUCAAAAGUAGCUUCCUGUUUUGAUUGGUUUUGGUUUUGUUAACAUCCUCAUUGAUAAGUGUACCUGUUCCUGCUAAUCUUUAGAGCCAGCACAGCCAAGAGCUUGGACUUGCGUAUCAGCAGAAUGGUUUAUUAUGUUCCAUUAUUGGGGAUUUCUUAUUGCUGGUGAUGGGUGAGCGUGAAAAAGCACAGCUUGACUUGCACAUCACAGGCUCCUCUUUAGCCUACUGUCCUGAAGGCAAGAGGUUCUGGCACAUAAGGAGUCUCUAUUAACAAUUCAAGUUGGCUGGAGAAUGGAAGGUGUUGAGUUUAAGGAAGAAUGGCAAGAUGAAGAUUUUCCAAGGCCUCUGCCAGAGGAUGAUCCUGUGGAGUCAGAUCUAUUGGCUGCCACUGGAACUGAAAGUGAAGCUGAGGCCAAUGGAACCAAAGUGAGGAAGAAACUGACGGCUCCAGAUAUUAACUUAACUUUGGAUCACAGUGAGGAGUCUGUUUUGUCUGAUGACUUGGAUGAGAGUGGAGAAAUCGAUUUGGACAAUUUAGAUACUCCUUCAGAAAAUAGCAAUGAGUUUGAAUGGGAAGAUGAUCUUCCAAAACCAAAAACUACUGAUGUCAUUAGGAAAGGAUCACUUACUGAAUAUGCUGCGGCAGAGGAGAAAGAUGAUGGUCGACGCUGGCGAAUGUUUAGGAUUGGUGAACAGGACCACAGGGUGGACAUGAAGGCAAUUGAACCAUACAAAAAAGUUAUCAGUCAUGGUGGCUACUAUGGUGAUGGGUUAAAUGCCAUUGUUGUGUUUGCUGUUUGCUUUAUGCCUGAAAGCAGCCAGCCAAACUAUAGAUACCUAAUGGACAAUCUAUUUAAGUAUGUAAUUGGCACUUUAGAACUGUUGGUAGCAGAGAACUAUAUGAUAGUUUAUCUGAAUGGUGCAACAACACGGAGAAAAAUGCCAAGUUUAGGCUGGCUCAGGAAAUGUUACCAGCAAAUUGAUAGAAGGUUAAGGAAAAAUCUGAAAUCAUUAAUCAUAGUUCAUCCUUCUUGGUUCAUCAGAACACUUCUGGCCGUCACAAAACCCUUUAUUAGCUCAAAAUUCAGCCAAAAGAUUAGGUAUGUCUUUACCCUGGCGGAACUAGCUGAACUCAUCCCCAUGGAAUACGUUGGCAUCCCAGAAUGCAUAAAACAGUAUGAAGAAGAAAAGUUUAGAAAGAAACAGAAAAGAGUUGACCAAGAGCUGAAUGGAAAACAAGAGCAGAAGAGUGACCAGUAAGUUUGGAGUCCAGCUAAGACUGAAGAAUAUGCAGAUGGAAUGAUGCUAUCUUUGCUCCAUUUACAAUGCAUUCUCUGUGUGUGUAUGUAAUAUAACAUGUUGCAAAGGGUGCUUAAUUCCUUUGGACUGGCACACAACGGACUGCUUGCUGCUGUAUUGAUCUGUCUUGACUUCAAUAGCUGUGUUUAUAUAUUCAUUUUAUACUGCUAAAUAUCAAAGAACCCUGUGUCUUCAGAGGAUGUUCUUGCAAUUGUUUAUCUAAAUGAUGCAUGUUCUUCAGUAAGAUAUUUAUAUACCUAAAUGUUAAAGAGAUAAUAUAUAUAUAUUUUUAUGACUGAGCAAUAUAUUAUGCGUACCUGCUGAAGGAAUUCAUUUGCAGGUAGACAAGGCCAUAAGUUACUUGUUGUUAUUGUAUAAAUCUGUUUUGCUGUAAAUGGUCAAGUGCAUUUCUUGGUUGUCACAAAACCCUUAAUUUGUUUGACUAUUAACAAUCACAUAAUGUUGUGUUUCACAA